Scophthalmus maximus (turbot) is the source of this 5455-nucleotide messenger RNA. RefSeq names its product class II, major histocompatibility complex, transactivator (gene ciita). Gene Ontology annotation, biological process: positive regulation of transcription by RNA polymerase II; positive regulation of MHC class I biosynthetic process; inflammatory response. Gene Ontology annotation, molecular function: protein binding. Bases 618 to 4853 code for a protein of 1411 amino acids. The record is from RefSeq and is a predicted model, not a curated record. The transcript has 23 exons. NCBI's taxonomy places the organism in Eukaryota, Metazoa, Chordata, Actinopteri, Pleuronectiformes, Scophthalmidae.
AGUGUGGUUGUUGUUAGUUUUCACCUUGUGAGUCUGUGUGUGUACAGAUGUGGUUUGACAGGUGUUUAUGUGUCCGUGAACAGAUUUUGCCAACGUGAUGACAUCACAACUGCCGAAGAUACAGACUUCUUCACCAUAGGACCAGUUUGAGAAGGUCCAGGACGGAGUGCAACUGUCUCCGACGUGGGCCACUCCUGCUGAGAUCCAAGCUCUGCAAGGGGGUUUCGUGGAGGAUCGGAUCCCAUCAGAGGCCUAGCUCAAGAGAUCAAGGGACGCUUAUAAAACAGGAUCUCAUUUGAUAAUUUCUCAAGGAUUCACCACCCACUCAUCUCAGCCGGGUGAGGAAAUAUCAACCAACAAAGAGGAUGGGCAAACACUGCCACUAGUUUCAGAUUCAAUGAGGAAAUCACAGAAUGGAUGAGGGGAAUUCAGAGGAUGAGAAGGAGUGGUAAGAGAAGGUGGAGGAGGCAUCAGGGAGGAUAGCUGUCCCCCUCAGGUUGCACUCAGACAGAGGGCGUGUAAGGUUGUUGCCUCUUGUUCCUUUUUCAUGACUAUUGGCUGUGAAAACACAUGUAAACACAGCAACAGACUGCAAAGCACAAUGCCCUGAUCUGAAUAUGGAAGUGCACACGGAGAUUGCAGUUGCGUGCAGGACGUUGGAUUUGGACACUAACAAGUGCAUGGAGGCAGAGUACGCAGACACAAGCUUCCCACUGGAUACAGAAGAAGCUGCCGACUCACUAAAAAGUCUCCGUUCUUUGGACAUGGAGCACUUCGAUGUCUCGGGAGGGGCAGAUGCUGCACCUUUUGAGGCCUGCGCAGCAACGGACACAGGCAGCAUCACAGACGCCCGUCUGGAGGGCCACCUCAGUGUCUGUUGGCUCGCUGACAGGGCAACACACGCAACAGACGACAUGGAGUGUUUGAAGGGAGACGCACAAUGCAGCACAGACGCUGGAUUUAUAGAUGUGGCCGAUUUAUUUUCACCUUGUUCUCCAACAGACUCGCCCACUAACCCACAUAACUCAUUUUACUCAAUAAUGGAUCAUAGCAUGGCAUCAGACGGUAUAGACGAUUUAGAACAUGUGUUAAAGGCGGCUUAUAGCACGAGAAGGUGCAGCACUGACGGCAUAACAGAUUUCCGUGAGAGAAAAGAGGAUGAGGGGGGAGUGGAUUCGCACUGGGGUGCCAAGAUGUAUGAAGUAGAUCAGGACCCAUUGGAUUUUGGAGUUCUACCAGAUGAUUUAUCUGAAUUCAUGAACGAUGAUUACCUAGAAUAUCUACUGGGCACUGAUGUUUUCUUUGGUGAUACGCUGUUGAAUUGUGAGGAAUUCGGUAACUUCGGUGAUGUUGGUGUGACAACAGAGCAGCCCUGCCCAGGCAGCCAGGACAAACUAACUACAAAAAACAACUGGAGAAAAAGAAAGAGAGUUUCCUGGUCACAGCAGUGCACUGAUGAGAAAACACCAUUCAGACCAAAAAGACAAAGAGAAGCAGGUACAAUGCAACCAGAAGAGGCACGGAAUGAGGCAGCAGUCAACCAGGGCACUGAUGCAGAAUCAGAGCCAAAUCCUGAAAAGACAGGAGUGGGCCUUACCACCACCCCACCAAGAAUCCUUCACCUCCAUCCCUCCAUUCAGUUCAUCACCAUCCCAGAUGCUCCAGGUUAUCAGGUCAUUCAGACUGUGAGGCUCUCUCCUCCGGUUAUUAGACUUCCACUCCCCAAUACAGCCGCCACACCCACAUACAUAUUUGUUCCUUCUGCCUCACCGCCCUGCAAACACCAAGUGCAGCCACUCUCCCCGGUGGACGAUGCUGUAGCGCCAGUCCAAAUGAGUUCAUCGCCACCUGGAUCUCUGUCAGACACUGCCAGCAAAGCAAUGUCUCCCAUUUGCACCUCGCCAAUCUCCAUCAGAAAUAAGAUGUCCCCAUGUAAACAAUCACCUCCUCCUCCCACUGUCCUUGAUGUCCCGCAGGUUGUAAAGGACUACAUUCUGGAAGUCAAAUCCCACAUGAGUCAAACGUGCCUGGAAAUGGAGGAAGGCCUUAGCCUGACCUCUCAUUACGUGGAUAUGCAAGUGAGCCAGAGGGAAACUCUUCGCUCUGGAAAAAACACAAACAAAGGCCUGGACAAGGAGCUAAUCAUCAUGGGAGACACAGAUCGACAAAAAAGCUUGUUGGGGCAUAGACAGAUCUUCGGAGACUCAAAUGGAGGUAACUCCAAACGCUACAUAUUGCUACUUGGCAAUGCGGGCAUGGGAAAAACCACUCUGAUGAGGAAGCUGUGUCUUGACUGGACCAGAGCCUGCAUCCCACAGUUUGACUUUGUCUUCUUACUAGAUGGCAAAACGCUCACUUUAACGAAGCCCAUGUACAGCCUUCAGACACUACUUUUGAACCUCUCCUCGUUUGUCCCACACUGCAUGGACCCUGAUGCAGUGUAUGCUCAGAUCCUUGCAGCCUCCAAGCGUGUGCUCAUCAUCUUUGAUGGGUUUGUCGAGUUGCGCGACUAUGAAGUUCUGCUCCAGACUCAAGAAAAAGACUUGAGUACAUCGUUGCAGAAAGACAAUAAAGCUGAGAGCUACACUGUAAGACAGCUAUACUCUGCCAUCCUUCAGAGGGUCCUUCUUCCGGGAUGCACUCUUCUGCUUACUACACGGCCAAGAGGCUCCGCCAGCCAGCUUCUGCGGCGGGCAGACAGCUUUCUGGAGGUGUGUGGCUUUACUCCCGCUGAUGUAGAGGCAUACAUGUCCCUGUACUUCCCUGAUCCAGACCACAGAGUAUCGGCUUUGGACUGCUUAAAGAACUGCAGCUAUUUACAUCUUCUCUGCUGGAACCCUGGACUAUGUCGGUUGGUGUGUUUGGUGUUGGAGCAUUCCAAAACUUCGGACGUCUUACCGAGAACUUUAACCGGGCUCUGCCAUCGAGUUCUUUGUUCAAAAAUGGAAAAAGGCAGUUGGGGCACGCACCCACAGGCUGAAGUUCAAACACAAAUUUCCCUGCAUUCCAAACAAGAAGCUCAGAAACAAAGCAUGAGCAAUAAUCAACUGAAAAUGUGUCUCAAAGAAACUCCAGUUCGUAAGUCUAGAGCAAAGGUUUUUACUUGCUCUCGCAUUCGAAGAGCUAGGGGGGCAAAAAAGAAGGAGACAGAGGAAAAUGAAGUGGCUGAAGAGGAGAUGAAGAGUGUUGGACGGGAGGUACAUAGAACAGAGGAGAAAGAGUUGCUGUCCCAGCUGAGCUCUUUGGCCUGGGAGGGGGUCAAAGCCAACUCGUCCGUCCUCACCAGAGGGCCGACCUUUACAGCCAAACUUAAGGCAUUUGGCCUCCAGACGGGGCUCUUCCUCUCUCACCCCAUGAGGAGGAGGCAGGUUGUUUCAAGUGCUGAGACGGAGGGAGGAGGACGAGAGGAACGAGAUGAAAUCAAAGGAGGAGUAGAGAAACAAGACCAGAAGGAAAACAGGGGAAGGACAGACGAUGAGAGCUUUGAUGCCAGUGAUGACCACAUCAUGUUGUGGGCCAACCCCUUCCUUCAGAGUUACCUGGCAGGGGUCCAUCUUUCUUCAUCCAGGGCUGUAUCCGACCGUACCUUCCACCAGGCCCUACCUUUCCAGUCGGGUCCAAAGGCUCGUCGGCGACCUCAAAGAGAGGAGCUCGAUCUCACUCAGCGAUUUGCAGUCGGCCUCCUGUUUCACAACAAGACAGAGCUUCAGAGGCUUCACACAUACACAGAGACAUCCUUCUGCAAAAUGCUGGUCAGCAAGCAGGCUCUAGUGACGAAACACGUCGAAGCUCUUUCUCAGGGUGACCUCAGUCCCGCCCAGGUCCUAGAGGCUUGUCACUAUGUUUACGAAGCAAGUUUCACAUGCGCUGAUGGGAACAGAGGCCGUGGCAGCACACGGUUGGUUGCUCACCUGGCAGCGAAUCUUCCAGAAGUCCUGUCAUUUCAUGGCGUUCCACUCAACCCGCCGGAUGUGUUCACUGUGCAGAAAGUACUAGAGAGGGGUGGAAAUGAAGGUCGAAGCUUUUGCUUGGAUCUGGAAGAUUCUGGAAUUCGGGUUUCUGGACUGAAGGCACUAGUGGGGCUCAACAACAUCAACACAUACAGAGCGUGCAUUGCUGAUGUCAUCACCCUAUGGGAGCAGCUAGAGCAGAGUGGUGAGGAGGGGCUCCUACGGGGGGCCGUGUCCAAGUUCAAGAUCCAUCCUCUGAAGGUCACACAGGUGUGUCAUGCAGAGCACCUGGCAAAGCUGGUGAACAUACAUAUGCACAAGAGGCUAUCAGACAGUAGUUGCACCCAAUCAGAUUCCAUCUGGGCAGAGGGAGUGCCCGCUGUCAAGGAACUUCACAAACUCGAGUUUGAGCUUGGCCCAGAGAAAGGGGCCUUGUAUCUUCCCAAGCUGUGGGAGCUCCUGCCAGGUCUGCAUAACCUACAGCACUUAGAUCUGGAGAACAGUAAGAUCAGAGACACAGGAUCAGAGAAAUUAGCUGACGCUUUAGCCUCACUCUGUUCCCUGGAGAUUCUGAAUCUGUCACAGAAUUGUAUAGGAGACCAUGGGGUGAAGAAACUGGCCACCAAGCUGAGGUAUCUGCCCAAACUGCACUGUUUAAGUCUCUACAGUAAUGUCAUUUCGGAUGAAGGGGCAGAGAGUUUAGCAGCUGUCCUCCCACACAUGGUGUCUCUCACUGACUUGGAUGUGAAGUAUAACAAGCUGACAGAUGUCGGAGCACAGAGCCUCGGAGCCAGUCUGAGAAACUGUCAAAAAAUAAAGACUUUACGGAUGUGGAACCAGUGUAUCCCGUACGGAGUGUUUGAGCGUCUUCAGCUGCAAGACAGUCGCAUCCUUUGGCAUUAAAACAACGGGAAACCUCAUUACUACACUGGAAAGUUUUUGUCAUGCAUCUAGCCUCGGCAUUUUCUCCAGCAUGGAUAUUUAUGAGACAAAAGCAGGGGAGAGUCUUCCGGAAAAUCCAUUCAGUGGUAGAAGGAAAUCAUGAAUCCGUCAGUGCCACAUAGUCCUGCAGGUAUUGGAAGAAUGUGCAGUCCUGCUGGCACAGAUUCAAGAAGCACAUUUGCACUAUGAUAUUGUCGAAUUGUUUUAUAUCACUAAUUAUAUUUUUUAUUUGUCUGAUGUCAUUGCCUAAAGGCCUGAAUUUUGUGUUUUUUUCUGCAACUCUUAGUAGUUGAUUAAGUUACUUUAUUUGCUUUAAGCUAUAUACUGUAGUUCAGGGCAGACUUCCCCAGAUGUUGACAUCAUGGUAAAUUAGAGGGAAAAAUAUCUGUUCUGGCAAAAAAAAAUACUUGGUAGUUACUUUUUUAGUAAUUACUUGACUUUCCUUAUGGUGACCUCUGGUAGCUGAUGAGAUUUAAGGACAGAGGAGAAAAGUUCAUUUCGUUCAUGUGUAAAUAGACCAGGCCAUUCUUCAAUUUCUACAAAUAUUAAAGGAAAAUAUUCAA